GGCGGCGGCUUCGGGGCGGGAGGAGGGGCCGGGCUGGACGCGCGGGAGGAGAAGGUGGUGUACUCGCGCUCGCAACUGUCGCUGGCCGACAGCACCAAGGCGCUGGGCGACGCCUUCAAGCUGUUCAUGCCCCGCAGCACGGAGUUCAUGAGCUCGGACGCGGAGCUCUGGAGCUUCCUCUGCAGCCUCAAGCACCAGUUCUCCCCGCACAUCCUGCGCAGCAAGGACGUCUACGGCUACUCGUCCUGCCGGGCCCUGGAGAAAACUGACAUGUACAGUCAAAUAUACUACCUUGGCCAAGUUGGAGCAGAGAGGAGGCUGAAUGGGGUUGAGCUUGGAGAGUGUAAGGUUUGGAACCCAAGUUCACCAUCUGUGCAAGUGCCAACCCUCUGUGAGCUUUGGGCACAUCAAGGAUCCUUCUAUUCUGAAAUCGUAUGA
Molecule: messenger RNA, 438 nt
Organism: Fukomys damarensis (Damara mole-rat)
Lineage: Eukaryota; Metazoa; Chordata; Mammalia; Rodentia; Bathyergidae
Gene: Ccdc71l
Product: coiled-coil domain containing 71 like
Exons: 2
Source: RefSeq, a predicted model, not a curated record